Molecule: messenger RNA, 864 nt
Organism: Bacidia gigantensis
Lineage: Eukaryota; Fungi; Ascomycota; Lecanoromycetes; Lecanorales; Ramalinaceae
Exons: 2
Coding region: 1-864 (287 amino acids)
Biological process (GO): RNA processing
Molecular function (GO): protein binding; RNA nuclease activity; RNA binding
Source: RefSeq, a predicted model, not a curated record
AUGAGUCUUGAAGAAGAGACGGAUCGCUACCAGAGACAGGACCAGCUGGUGGAAGCCGUGAAGCGUGGCGAUAUUCAUCAAUGCCAAAUAGAGUUGAAUCAAUGGACGGCACAAAGCUCAACUCCAUUCAAACCAGCGAAAGAUCUUGCACCAGUACUUGCAGCUGCUACGAGCUCGAAGAACACCCAAAUGGUCUCUUUCCUGCUGCACCAAGGUGCCCCAAUCUCUAGCUCGGACGCACUUUUCGCGUUAAGAGGCGAGGACACCGAAGCCACCAUUGCGCUGCUCCAGACCUUUCUCGACCAUGGUUGGGACAUCAAUGGCAAGACAGACAUUGGCAAAAACAUAUUAGUACAUGUCAUAGCCAAUGAGACCCUCACACGCUGGUUCCUCGCCCACGGGGCAGACGUUAACGCAAUCGGCAAGGUUGGCUCGACAAUACUCGAUGUCGCAGCCGCAAAUUCUAGUCCAGCCAUUUUCGACCUUCUUGUUCAGCACGGUGCUAGACUCGAAGACAGCGAUGCCUUACAUUCGGCAGCUGGGGCACGGGAAACCAAAGAAGGGCGCGUGGAAAUGAUGAAACAUUUGCUGGAUCUUGGGGUGUUUGAUGUUAAUGCUUUGGAAAGGAGGGAAUAUCCGCCUUCGAGACGUCGAGGAAGAGGUACGCCGUUGCAUAAUGCUGUCCUUUCUGAGGAUGUGGAGAGGUUGAGGCUAUUGCUAGCUUAUGGUACAGAUCUGGAGAGAGAAAAUACGAUGGGCGAGACGGCUGAGGAAUUUGCAGCUGAUAGAGGGUUCAAGAUAUCAGAAGCCUUCCUGAAGGACGCCGCUGCGAGUAAGGGGAGGACGGAGAAUGUCGGGGCCUGA